GAGUCUGCGCCCAGUCCUGCGGCCGCGCGCGGGAACCCACCGGAGGCACGGUGAAGUGCCGCGUCUCUGGGGCCCGGGCGACCCGGGCGGGGCCUACCGGGAGAAAGAGGCGGAAAGAAGGGCGCUCUUCCCCGCACAUCCGGGGUCGAGCGGCAGGUGAACACAGCGUUUCAGCCAGGGCCGCCCCACGACCUUCAGGGGCCGGCCCACUGUAGAGCUGCGACCCGCGCUGGGGGCGCCGGGCUGGGGCCGGUCUCCGCCGGCGCUGACCUGGGAGGCCGCCCCAGCCGACCAGGGACGCUCGCGCUGAUCCGUCGCGCCGCCCGGCUGACUGAGGUCGUCCACGCCCCCGCUAACCGGGGUUAUCCCCACCGCUUUCACCUGACCCGGGGACGUCGCCCCGCUGACCGAGGUCGCCCGCGCCGACUGGAAACCCCCUCGCUGCCCGAGGCCCCGCCUGCUGAGGAGGGGACACCACCUCGCCUGCAGCUCCUGCUUCCUCAGGUGCAGGAAACCCUGGGCAGAGGCCUCCUUCAGCAUAGCCGGAGAUGGCAUCAGUGGAUUUCAAGACCUACGUGGAUCAGGCCUGCAGAGCUGCUGAGGAGUUUGUCAAUGUCUACUACACUACCAUGGAUAAGCGGCGGCGUCUCCUAUCCCGCCUGUACAUGGGCACAGCCACCUUGGUAUGGAACGGAAAUGCUGUUUCAGGACAAGAGUCCUUGAGUGAGUUCUUUGAAUUGUUGCCUUCCAGUGAGUUCCAAAUCAAUGUGGUAGACUGCCAGCCUGUUCAUGAUGAAGCUACUCCAAGCCAGACCACAGUCCUGGUUGUAAUCUGUGGAACAGUGAAAUUUGAAGGUAACAAACAACGGGACUUCAAUCAGAACUUCAUCUUAACUGCCCAAGCCUCUCCUAGCAACACAGUGUGGAAGAUAGCAAGUGACUGCUUCCGGUUUCAGGACUGGGCCAGCUAGAGGGUCAGGAAAGGCCUUUCCUUCAGUCCCAGCUCUGUAGGAAUACACAGAUCUCAAAAUGUGAGAACAUAAGUUCCUUUCUGUUGUUGCAAACCACCCUGCCCAGGCAGACCUCUGCUCAAGUUUGAAGAGCCUGUUUCUGAGCUUAUAUUUGUUUGUCAUAGUUGCCUUUUCAAAGUAGUAAACUUUUCUAUUUUUCUACUUACCUGGUAGAGAACCUGGUUCUGGAAAUCUGACAAAUAAAACUAUA
Molecule: messenger RNA, 1221 nt
Organism: Condylura cristata (star-nosed mole)
Lineage: Eukaryota; Metazoa; Chordata; Mammalia; Eulipotyphla; Talpidae
Gene: NXT1
Product: nuclear transport factor 2-like export factor 1
Exons: 2
Coding region: 549-971 (140 amino acids)
Biological process (GO): protein import into nucleus
Cellular component (GO): nuclear pore central transport channel
Source: RefSeq, a predicted model, not a curated record